AUGACUAUAAAAUUUAAGCUUUCAUAUCAUUUACUGCAACUCUACUGUUUAUCUUGUAUUUCCUGUGCCUUCCAUCUUCUGAUGCUUCUCAUUUGUUAUGUGUGUUGGGUUUUACAAGUUUUUGUCCAAUUACUUCAACCAUACAAUAUUACAUUUAUUUUUAAAAAGUUCGUCAUUACUCAAGUUCUUGUCAGUAUAACGACUAAGACAUGUGACUGA
Messenger RNA from Schistosoma curassoni, 219 nucleotides. Lineage: Eukaryota; Metazoa; Platyhelminthes; Trematoda; Strigeidida; Schistosomatidae. The record is from the annotation of a GenBank genome assembly.